Drosophila willistoni is the source of this 1574-nucleotide messenger RNA. RefSeq names its product DNA-directed RNA polymerase III subunit RPC5 (gene Polr3E). Gene Ontology annotation, biological process: DNA-templated transcription. Gene Ontology annotation, cellular component: RNA polymerase III complex; nucleus. The coding region runs from base 42 to 1490 and encodes 482 amino acids. The transcript has 3 exons. Lineage: Eukaryota; Metazoa; Arthropoda; Insecta; Diptera; Drosophilidae. The record is from RefSeq and is a predicted model, not a curated record.
UGCAACACUACCUCUAAAGCGUGCAUCUUGUCUGGCAAGCGAUGGAAGUCGAAGAUGAGGAAGAUCCCAUUGUUGAGGAGAUCCCAGUGUUCCUGUCAAAGAAUCUACAGGGCAACCUCUAUCUCUUCCAAUAUCCAACCAAAACGGAAUUGCCAAAUCAUGACGACGCUGUGGUCGUCAAUUGCUGUGUGAAACCCUUCACCCAGGAGGUGAAGGUUGACUUUGGCUUGAACAUAGAAUCCAAGCACUAUGACAGCUUCAAGGCUGAGCAAUUCGCCGUGGCCGCCGAUGGCAAGCAUACAUACGGAACUGGACCGGCAAAGGCGAACGAGAGGCCGACAUAUAAACGUGGCAUAAUGGACAAACAGGCAUUUACCAGCACUCGCUCCCUGACAGACAUUUCGAAAUACAUUGUGGGCAUAUAUGCGGACAAGGAGGUCCAUUUGUCGCCACUGGCAUCGAUUGUCCAGCUGCGACCUGCCCUAAAUCAUUUUGACAAGGAUGACAAACGUCGAAAGGCCGAGCAAAAGGCUCAGUCUGACGAUGUCGAUGAGGAGGAGGUGCUACAACAAGUGACUGUCAAGUUUGCACGUGGACCGGGAGCGGCAGCUGCCAAGAAGACCAAGGAGCAACGCGGCGGCACCUACAACAGUUUCGUGCAACGAAUUAUGGACGAACCAUGGUGCGAAGCAUUUUGGCAUGCCCGGAAUUCAUCGACUGCGGAAAUAGAACGGCACAAAUUGUAUGCAACCAAUCAUCAGGCCAAUCCAUCGUUGGCCCUGAAUGCCAAUGAUUACCUGAGGAAACUCUUGCCCCAUGAUGAGCAGGUGCAGCAAGUGAACACGAUGAUGAUGGCCCAUCCAGUAUAUAAUAAGGCAAUGCUUAAGACGAUGCCAUUGCUAGAGCAAUUGCGUGUCCUGCUCAAAGAUGCUCGCAUGUUAUCGUUCAGUGAUUUGAUGAAGGUUCUUAGUGAUCAUGUCGAUCCCCAGGUGACAGCCGAUAAAGUGCUAGCCCUGUUGCCGCAAGUGGGCAUAUUGCUUCAUGGCAAUUGGGUACCCAGAUCGGAAGUGGUCUAUCCUGAGAAAAUGCUCUCACAUGCCAAUGGUGCGACUGCCGAGCAAAUGAUACGAGCACGAGAUUAUAUACUCUUUCGAUUCUCUCGGACUGCUUGCCUAUAUCGUACUCAGGUAAUGGCCGCCGUUCAGCUGCCUUCAGCGGAAACAUUGGAUGUACUUCGCACUGUGGCCCGUGUGAAUGCCACAAAACGCUGGGAGCUACUUGUACCACCCGAUAAGGAGUUCGAGCAGAAACAUCCAGAUCUAGUGCAGCGCCAGGAAUUGCAUUGGCGAGCCUCUGAGCAGCUCUACAAUGAAAUGGACUGGGCCAAAGAGACAAAACGGGUACGCAAACGUUCCACACGCAAAAGUGAAUCCCAAUCUACAACAAUGCCGCCGCCUGCACUCAACCCCAACUCCUUAGCGGAUGCCUAGCACUUAGUUAGAAUAUAUACACAUACAUAUAUAUAUAUAUAUAUAUAUAUAAUUAAAUAAAGAUCCAAAUGAUUUAUUUUGUAA